Messenger RNA from Neocloeon triangulifer, 3042 nucleotides. RefSeq names its product cytochrome b5 domain-containing protein 1. The coding region runs from base 1844 to 2515 and encodes 223 amino acids. The record is from RefSeq and is a predicted model, not a curated record. Lineage: Eukaryota; Metazoa; Arthropoda; Insecta; Ephemeroptera; Baetidae. The transcript has 3 exons.
UUGUCUGACUUUCGAACAAUCUUUCCUGCUAGAUAUUUUAAUCAAAUUGUUUAUUAGAUGAAUUUGCCGCACCUUUGAGACGAUUUUGCCCCUGGUGAGAAAGUAGCGGGAAAUCUGGUCAUAGAAGGCAGCGGCCUCAGACUCUACAGACUGGAUUUCGGCCAGGGUGUCCUCCUGGAUGGACACGCCAAAGUUGUUUCCGUCUUCAAUCUUUGGAAUCAGGAACGACACCCACAUCUUCAGCUGCAAUUUGGCCGUUUAAGUAACAAAAUGGAGGUAAAUCCUGAGUAGGACGAACCACAUUGGAAUCCUCGACGAGCUGCCGGACGUGCGGCUUGACCUGGAAGACCAGGUUGCAGAGGUGCUUGUUGCAGGGCACGGCCCCGUUGGUCAGGGCCAUCACCUUGGUGCCCGUGAUUUCUUCCAGCUUCGAGUCAGCCUUCCACCGCUUGUUCACGGGCUCAGAGUGGCUGCGGCAAAAUAAUUUAGAAAAAAAUUUAUUUUGGUGUGAAAAUUUAAAACCUGUUUAGCUGGACCGGUUCUGGGACAGGAAUAUUGAGCGAUUCGUGCACCUCCUCCAGGUUCUUCCUGUUGAAGUCGCUCGUCUUCAAAAGCUCAUCCAAGACCACGAUUUUCCGAGGAAACUCCUUCAGCACGAGCUCCUCGGCCUUCAAUCAAGAACAAAAGACAAUUCAGAAAAAUAUCUUUAUUUAAAUCUAUUUCAAAAAUGACUAUGAAUUUUUUUCAUUCCCAGAAGAUCCGUGAGGCCAAAUCAAAGAUAAGAAAUGGAUCAGUACCUGUUUCUUGACGCGCUCUUUGUAUUCCAGAACCUGAAAUUAAAUUCGUCAAAAGUUUAAUUCGGGUGAAAUUUUGAAAAUCUCUGGGAGAGGAAAAAGAUGGACGAUAUUUUUAGUAUUUUGCAGUGCGUCAAACUUUUGGCCGCGUUUUGCGUGAUUGUUUUGCUAAUCAACAAGCGAAGUGGCACUUUGAAAAGAAUCGUUUCGAAACGCGCACUUGCAUUCGAAUUGCGCCGUUGCCUCGAAACGAGAGCAACGAUCGUGCCGGGGCGCUUUGUUUACCAUCCGAAAAACUCCUUUUUCGCUCGCAUUCCCCUCAAAUUUUGCUCAUUCCGCACUCGGAUGACCGCAAGGGACCUCAGAGGUCACGUCCCGUCCGAUUGUGGUCGACGAGGGACGCGUGUCCGCGGCAAGCGAGUCCGAAACGCGAGCAAAAACAAAGCGAAACGUGCGAGGAGAUCGAGAGACUCGGUCUGUCUGCCAGUUUUCAGGGCCGACCUUGGCGAGCAAAUUAUACCUUUUUCGCGUCUGAGUCGGCCAUCGCAAGGGUUCGCUUCCUUAGUUUACUAAACUCUGAGAUAGAAUCACAAAAAGCAGUCGGUCGAGUGCGUCGCCCUGCGAGAGACACUUCUUCAACGACAGAUCAGAUUUUCACUCCUCCCCGUCCGAAAAACGUGCGCAAACCUGGCGCAAACGUGCCCACGAGGGGAGGGAAGGAACUCGAAUCAAAACAACCAGCACCGAAAACUAAAACCUUCAUUCGUUUGGCGAAACGCUUUUUCUUUGCUAAAAUAAUACUAAAUUUAAUUAUUAAGCUUCUUAAAACAAAUAUCCUUAAAUUUAUAUAGAAAUUAAGACGUUUGUUAAAUGACAAAAAAUCAGAUUCUGGUUUGAAUAAAAAAGGCGGGAAACCCAAAAGGCGGCAAAAAUCACUCUGCCUGCAAAUUCAAUAAGCAACAAAGGCGUCAACAGACAUUGCCUUCCAUUAUUUCCAAUUGUUGCGAUUUGUUCUUAAAAGUUAUCUUUAGUUCCAAUUGUAAUUUAAAAUGAAAUUCUUCAUGGAGAAAGAGGUGGCGGAGCACAGCCGGUCGAGCGACCUUUGGCUGGUGGUCUUCGGCAGGGUGCUGGACGUGACCCCGCUGGUGCACGCGGUGGGGCCGGACGCCGAGGAGAUGAGACCGAUCCUCAGAUUCGCCGGCCAGGAUGUCAGCCACUGGUUCGACCCUCACACCCAAGAGUUCUUGAGGUACACAGACGUGGCAAGCGGACAGCGGCUGCCGUUCGAUCUGCACGGCGUGCCUCCCCACGUGUUGGACGACACCAUGGAACCCGUCUGGUGGCGGGAUGAGCGACUUCAGGUCGGUCAAGUCACCAAAAAACAGAGGACAAUCCGUAUCAUCAACACCCUCACUGGCAAAACCACUAAUAUUGACUGCUGCGCCGAAGACACCUGCGAGGAGAUCAAACGGCGGUACGAGGCCCUGGGCCUGAUUGUGUCAGGGUACGCGUGGAUCUGUAGCCUGAGUGGCCAGGAGCUGGACCCUGACAAGAUCCUGGAGGAAAACGGCAUCAUCGACGAGAGCGACCUUUUUGAGCGUCUCUGCUUGCCCGUCGACCUGCACACCCCCUCCAUUCUCCUGGUGUACAGGGACACUCUGACACCGCCUCUGCCUCUGCAACUGGACCCUGACCUUGACCUCUGUUGUGACAUUCAGUGAAAAAAACCCAGCCAGUUCGAAACUAACCGAUGCAUUUAAUUACAAUAAAAAAAUAAAUCAGGGGUCAAUCUUGUGGGAGGCCUUGACGAAUCUCUUGGGUCGGAAUUUCCUCUUCACCCUGAAAGUUGACAAGUUUAGUUUUUUCCAAAGAAAUCAGCAAGUUCAAAAUGACUUUCUUUUAGAAAAAUUUCCAUAAAUUAAAAAUGAAUAACCCGUCUUAAUUUUCUGUGACUAGUUUCUUUUUUUAACAAUAAUUAAUUUCUUACUUUUGUCUGACACGGGUCUCAAUGACAUUCCUCUUUUGCAUGCUUUUGAAGCGGUCAGCGAGGAUGCUGCCCUCGGCCUUAAGUUGGCGGACGUUGCCCUUGAUGUCCUUGGGCAGGUUAAAGUCGAGCUCGGCCGCCUCAAAGUUGUAGUUGGCCAUCUUCUUGGGCUGCAACUCCUUCUUGGCCAGCGCCUGCAACUUGAGGACCUUGUUGCGCGCCAUCUCCUCCGUCUCUGCCCGCAUCUCCUCCUCCACCUUCUUC